This is a messenger RNA of Coccomyxa subellipsoidea C-169, 2340 nucleotides long. RefSeq names its product selenide, water dikinase. Bases 1 to 2340 code for a protein of 779 amino acids. Lineage: Eukaryota; Viridiplantae; Chlorophyta; Trebouxiophyceae; Coccomyxaceae. The transcript is spliced from 16 exons. Gene Ontology annotation, biological process: L-selenocysteine biosynthetic process. The record is from RefSeq and is a predicted model, not a curated record. Gene Ontology annotation, molecular function: ATP binding; oxidoreductase activity; selenide, water dikinase activity. Gene Ontology annotation, cellular component: cytoplasm.
AUGGAUCUGCUGCAGGACCUUGUGCUGGUGGGCGGUGGCCACAGCCACGUGGAAGUCCUGCGCAGCUUUGGCAUGAAGCCUCUGCCAGGCGUGCGGCUGACGCUCAUCACAAAGGAUGCCCAUACUGCCUACAGUGGGAUGCUGCCUGGUUAUGUCAGCGGUUUCUAUACUCAUGACGAGUGCCACGUGGAUCUGAACAGACUGGCGCGCUAUGCCGGCGCUGCAUUGAUUCUGGAGUCGGCAGUUGGGCUUGAUCUGCAGAAGCAGCUAGUGAAGCUGGGGAGCAGCCGGCCGCCCAUUGCGUAUGAUGCGCUGUCCCUGGACACCGGCAUAACACCCUCGGCUCAGGGGGUGCCUGGGGCGUUGGAGCACGCCACUCCUGUCAAGCCUGUGUCCAGCUUUGUGGACCGUUUUGGGAGACUCAUAGAGCGGCUAAAGUCGCAAGACGAGGAUCUCUCGGUGGCAGUGGUGGGUGGGGGAGCUGGGGGAGUCGAGCUGGCACUGGCAGUGCAGCACAGAUUACAUUCUGAGCUGCAGGAUCAUGGCGUGCCUUCUGAUCGCAAGGUCAUUGUUAAACUCAUCUGCAAGGGUCAGCUACUGCAGCAGCACACUCAGUAUGCGAGGAACAUAUUCCUGCGCGUUCUGAAGGAGAGGGGCGUGCGAUUGUUUGAGGGCAGGGGCGUUGCAGCAGUGGAGGCAGGACAGCUGGUGUUAGAUGAUGGCAGCAAAGAAACCUUUGAUGAGGCGCUUUGGUGCACGCAAGCCGCCGCCCCUACCUGGCUGGCGGACACCGGCCUGCCUCUAGACAGGGCAGGCUUCAUCAGCAUAGACGAGUGCCUGCAAGCGGAUGGGCUGGAGAAUGUGUUUGCGGUGGGUGACGUGGCAACUUCGAUUAGUCACCCUCGGCCCAAGGCCGGGGUGUACGCCGUGCGGCAGGGGCCCCCGCUGGCCGACAACCUCCGCAGGCGCGUUUCCUCCCUCCAGCUGCGGCCGUUUGUGCCCCAGAGCACCCACCUGGGCCUCAUCACCACAGGGGACAAGUACGCGGUCGCCACCAAGGGCUGGUUUUGCUUCGAGGCAAGCCCUUCUCCCCCCUGUAACAUCAACUGCUGCCCGGCUGCGUGGCUGUGGACAUGGAAGGAUCGGAUAGACAGGGCGUGGAUGGCCAAGUACGGAAAUGACCUGGACUUUGGCAUGGGUGACUCACCUGGGAGGAGCACGCCAAAAGAGGACGCAGUGGCAGCUGCAGCCGGCCCCGAGGCGAUGCAAGCCCUGACUGCCGCGAAAAUGCGCUGCGGCGGCUGCGGAGCAAAGGUGGGCUCAACUGUGCUCAGUCGAGUGCUGAGCAAGCUGCAGCAGGAGGAAAGUGGUAGUCAUGGGGUAGUCGUCGGGUUAAAUGAUCCCGAUGACGCGGCGGUCGUUCGGCCGCCGUCCCCCGGCCACGUCAGCGUGCACACCGUGGACUUCUUCCGUUCAUUCAUCGACGACCCCUACGUCUUUGGGGCCAUCACAGCAAACCAUGCGCUCGGGGACUGCCACGCAAUGGGAGCCAAGGCCACGUCAGCGCUGGCGAUAGCCGUAGUGCCCUACGGCCUGGAGAGCAAGGUGGAGGGAACGCUGCACCAGAUGCUGGCCGGUGCGCUGGGCACGCUGCGUGCGGCAGGCUGCGAUCUCAUCGGCGGGCACACCUGCGAGGGCGCCGACCUCUCUCUCGGCUUCUCGGUGAAUGGGAGCUGUGAGGAGGGGCGGCUGCUGCGCAAGGGGGGCCUGCAGCCAGGGAACGCCCUCAUACUCACCAAGCCGCUCGGCACCGGCGUCCUUUUUGCGGCGGACAUGCGCGGCCGAGCCAAGGGGCGCUGGAUCGCCGGUGCGCUGGAGAUGAUGCAGCAGUCCAGCGAGGCGGCAGCCGCCACCUUGGCGACAGCUGGCGCCACGGCGUGCACCGAUGUCACUGGCUUUGGCCUCAUCGGCCACCUGGCAGAAAUGGCACGCGCAUCACGGGUACGUGUAAGCUUGAGAGCUGCCGAAGUGCGGCUAUUAGAGGGGGCGCAGGACUGCGCCAGGGGAGGCAUCGCCAGCUCACUGCUGCCGCAGAAUCUGGCCGCGGCUGCGCUCGUCUCUGAUGGCGAUGCGGCUGCUGAGUCGUCGAUCUGGCCCCUCCUAUUCGACCCCCAGACCGCCGGAGGGCUGCUCGCCGGGGUGCCCAAAGAAGCAGCGGCCGACUGCGUACAGAGACUAAGAGAACAAGGCUACAGAGAGGCAGCGAUAGUGGGAGUGGUUCUCAAUUCAUAUGAUGGCAAUCAGGGCGGUACUUCCACAAAACUCAUAGAAAUUGAGUGA